Molecule: messenger RNA, 5472 nt
Organism: Micropterus salmoides (largemouth bass)
Lineage: Eukaryota; Metazoa; Chordata; Actinopteri; Centrarchiformes; Centrarchidae
Exons: 25
Coding region: 195-3800 (1201 amino acids)
Source: RefSeq, a predicted model, not a curated record
AACAAAGAGUACCGACUCUAGACAACCUAGCAACAGGGAUUCAACACACACAUGCACGCACACACACACACACACACACGGAGGCCGGUCUUUGUAAGGGAGACAGCAGCCAUCUCAGCCAUCUGCUUUCUAUACCCUUGUGGUCCAAGGGCCUGGAUCCGAUACCUGCACAGGGAUAGAGAAGAAAUGACAUCAUGAAAGAUUUAUCUCUAUCCCUGCUGAGUCGGGGGUGUGGUCGAUUUGUCUCUUCCAAUGGAAACACAGGGGGCCAUGAUGGACGACUGGAUGUCUGCUUCACACCGGAGGAUUACUACAUCUGGAAGUCCCAGGACUUUCUCCUGCGACUGUCCAACAGCGGCCAUCUGCUUGCGGAGGCCGAGUCAACCCUUCCAAAGACUUACAGUACUCGUAGGGGGCCACUUCUACUGUACUCCCAGGACUUGGCUACUAUGGAAACCAGUUGUCACUCAGAGACCAAAGACAGGAAGCAGCGGGUGGUUCGGCAGUACACUCAACAAGUGGAACAGCAGCUGAGCACUCUCAAGGAGCUAACAGCAGCCAUUUUGAGCUACAGCAACAAUCAAUUCACCUCCUCCAGACUCGGUCCACCCCUUGUUCCUUCUCUUCAUCUCCCUCUUGCUCCAGACCUUCAUUGUCCCAGUCCUCUGCCCAUCCGCACCACACAAGAGCAGCCCAGGCCAGAGUUGCUUGUACAGUUGAACCCCCAGUGGCUUCCUACUGAGAGAACCACUGAACAGCUGGACUAUCAAGCUGAAGAUAAAGAGGAGGAGCAGGGCAGCAGGAAGAAAGUCAGACUGGAUCUGUUCCUCCAGAUACCCAGUUCCUCCAGGACUCCAACUCCACAGAUGGAGCCUCAGCCCUGGGUACACUAUGUAGCAAUGGCUCCUGAAGAACCAGAAGAACCUCAGACUUACUUAGCCAUGAGUCUGCAGCAUACCGAAAGUUCACAGUGCACUGAAAAAAAACACCACAGUCUGGGAGGGGAUCUCCAUCGUCCAAACUUGAACUGCAUCAGUGACACGUCACAUGAUCAAGGCUGUUCCAAUGAAGACAGUGGAACAACCGGUGACAAAGGCAGCUAUGAAAGAUCGACAAGUGGGAAGAGACAUGGGAGGAAAGGCCUCCUUCCUCCUCUGACAGACUCAGUCUCUCAUAAACACUGCUGGGAGAAGAAACAUCGGCUGAGAUGGGAGGCCCCCGUCAGUGAUGAACACAAUGAACAGCGCCUACCUCCCAUUGCAGAGAGUAACACUGCUGCUCCCAGACGGUCUGACCCAGAAGUUGGGUUACUCCAUCAGCAGGCGCUGUUUCUCCCUCUGCUGUUUCCUGGGAAGGAAGAAGAGACAAGUGAGAAGCAAAGAGGAGGAGACGAAAAAGCAGAGAGACAUAACUUGAAAAAAGAGACUGUAGGUCAGGGAGGAGGAGAAGGGGGAGGAAGGCUACCCUCUGAAAAAGGGAUUCUGCUGCAGCCACGAGAAGAGCCUCCUGCUCCAGUAGGAGUGAUGGGUUGUGUUGCAGGACGGAAAGGCCCCGGCAAGCAGAGCUCUUUGGCCUUCUUACAGAAUCCCUGUGAAUCCAGCGACGCUAACAGAGGCGUGGUUAGGGGUGUUCUGCCUCUGGAGCUGACAGAUUUGCAGAACGGCAAAUCUGUUGGCAGCCUGAUCCUGGGUCCUGAUGGGGAAAUCAUUCAAGUGUCGCUGUACGACAACAGCCAGUACCCAUCUCAGGGUGAUGGUGACACACAGCAUGCUCUACAGGUUUUGUCUGCAGAAGGGGAGAAGUUACCCUGGGUCAUUGUGCUGCAACCUGAGCACACACACACGGAGUUGGAAGGGCGGUGCGGGAAAGGGAUGGAGCUGAACACAGAUGCUCCUGUGGGUGACAUCCUGCACCAUCAGUCCACACACAAGCUUUUAGAUCUUAACAGAUCAACAGAGGGUAAUGCAUGCUCACCCAGCAGCCACACAGACGCAGUGGCUGUGACCAAGAAGAAAACAAGGAGUGCUGAGGUAGCAGCGGAAACAUGGAAGGCACCAAAAACGGAUGCUAAAAACAAUGUUAGGAUGCCUCCACUGAGGGAGCGGGUAGGGAAGGAGGAGCCAAGAGGAGGCAAUACUGAGGCAGAGGAGGAGGAUGAGGAGGAAGAGCUGGGCAGUAUAGGACAGACUAACCAUUUGUCUGGAUCAAACCAGCCAGGCCAGCAGAACGUCAACCCAAAUGAAGCAACAGCAGAGGACAACAGGAAGAGGAUUACUAAGAGGAAGGAUGCCGAGGAAGCUGCGACAACCACACGGAAAAAGGAUAUGAAAACAGGUAAAAGUGCAGAAUCGGAUGGACAAAAGACAUUGAGGACGAGGAAGGAAGGAAGAUGGCAGAGACAAAAGACAGGAGGUGAUGCUCAAUCAAUCAGAAGCCAGAAACAAGAGGAGAGGACCAACAGAGAAGCAGAAAAGACUCAGGACCAUUCUGCUCUUCCAUCUAUGAAAAAGAAGAUGACAGUCAGGGAAGGGGAGAGAGGAGAAGUGAAGAUGAAUGAGGAGAGUGAAGAGCGAGGCGAAGUGGCGAGGCAGAAGGAAGAGUCUGCUGGGAGGAAGAGGAGAGGAAGGCUGAAACACAAAGAGUUAAUUGUUGAAAACCAUGACAACCCCUUAGAGAAAGAGAAGGUGGAGAUCAACCAGGAAAUGGGAGAGGAGCCUCAUCAAAAGUCAACCAAAAAGCCUUCUGCAACACAAAGACACAAUUACAAAACCAAAGCAAAUUCAGAGGAAGACAUAGACACAGACCGUUCCACAAUUGCUGACAAACACAGCAGCAGCCGAUCAGUGAGCUCACACAGGUCCACUGCCGCUGCAUCCCAGCUCAGUCAGAGGAGCUCCAGGAAUUCUGCUUUCUCUUCCAUCGAGGAGGCGCUGCCAGUCAGCGCCAUGGGACUCGCUUCAUCACAUGGCCGCCUGUCGUCAUGUUCAACUGUGAGGGUAACAGAGGAACAGCUGAUGCUGAACUCAGUAAAGCCAGAGUCCUCCAGGCCCAGAAAAAGUCAGGAGAAGGAGGCUGCAGCUCUGCAUCUGGCCCAACGAGCAGAGAGGCGGAGGCAGGAGGUGGAGAGGAAGAGGAAGGAGAGAGAGGAAGAGGAGAGGAAGCAGCAAGAGAAGCAGCAGACGGAGGAGAGGAUGAAAAGCGAGCUGGAGGAGGAGAGGAGGAAGAGAGCUGAGGAGCUCAGUUUGAAGAGACUGGCGGCGGAGGAGGAGAAGAGGAAGCGCGAGGAAGAGGAGCAGGAGAGAGCAAGACGGGAACAGGCGCAAAGAGAGAAAGAGAGGAAGCGUCAGGAGGAGAGGAAGCGGCAGAUGGAGCGAUUCCAGAGGAUGAGAGAGGAGGAGGAACUGAGGAGGAAAGCUGAACUAGAGCGUCUGCGGCUGGAAGAGGAGAGGAGGCAGGAGGAGGAGAACAAGAAGCUACAGGAGAUGGAUGAGAGUGAGAGGAUAGAGUACCUUCGUAGGAAGGAGCAGGAGGAGGAGGACAGGAGGAACAAAGAAGAGGAGCGUAACAGGAUAGAACAGGAGGCUGCCUCGCAGGCUGCAGAGGAGGCCAGGCUGCAGGCAGAGCUGCUCGCCAGACAUAUGGCGCUGUUGGAGCGUCAGUUGGCCUUUAAAAGGGGUCUCACAUUGGAGGCCGGAGGUCUGGAGAAAACUCAGGGUAUCUCCAGACCGUGGAUCUACUCUUAUUUCACUUUAUUACAGCUACUGGGUUUAAAUCCAACUAAAGCUAAUCACAACCCCUGACCUUUAACCUCCAUUUGAGAUCAUGAUGAGAAGUGGGAAUAGUUUUUGUUUGAUGAAAUGGUUCACUGAUCUUGGAAGAUGAUCAAAUCAAAUGGAACACAUUCAGUGAUGGGAGACGAGCAUCUACACACUCCUCACCUGUUGCUAGAGGGAAAAUACCUUCUUCAUUGUCCCUUUGUCAAAGACAGCAUUUGCUUUCUGUUGUCUUUAUUUCUAUAGAAGACAAAAGUUUUAAGUCGUGUCGUAAAGUGCACUCGCAGCUGUAUAAGCCCCGCUUCUUUUUGCGUCCACAAAAUGUAUGUAUGCCACUGGACUAAAUAGCCUUCACGCAACAUACAGGUGGCCUGGCUAGUGUAAAGGAUAAAAAAAUAAAACCUCCAAACCUUAUUAAUACACCAACAAAUAAAUUGGAAUAUUAAGUUGCAAAUUAACUAACAAACUAACAUAUCUAAAUAAAGUAUGAUCAAUGAACUAAAUAUAUAUAAUAAGCCAUUAGAAACUAACUAUGGAAAACAAAUACCUUCAAAGCAUAAAAACAUUUGUAAACUUCAGACCAUAUACCACUGGAUUUAGAAGAGGUUGAAUAAUCAUUACAUGCAUUGACAAAAUAACAUGCAGCUCAAUUGGAACAAAUGUCAAGUCAAAUCUUUGACUGAUGGCUUGUCUGUGGGGGGAUUACUGUGUCAACAGGACUGUGACGGCUUGUGACUUUUCCACAUCUGCUGACACAACGAGGUGAUGUAGUUUACCCAUUACACACACAAGCUCAGAGGUGAUGCAAGCUUACUGUAAUGAGUGUCAUUAGCUCCUCUACUGUGACAUCCCCAAUGUGCCACCUCUACACUGGUGAACGAGCCUCAGGGAACAUGGCCGGCUUCAGCCAGGCUUCAUAAAGCUAAUUACUGAUUACUAUGACCCAACUGCUACUGUGUGUUUGCCUCAUGGGAUGCUUCUGUAAGCAAACAGCUCACACCUCAGAAAACUUUAUUUUAAUAGCAUAUCUAAUAUACCACUGAGGGCAUAGCUGCUGUGUUUGAGCAAUUACUUGGAUGCGCAGUUGUUACAGUAGUGGUGGUAAAUAGAAGGUAGAGAUCUGCAGGGAUAAUGGGAGAAACACCUUCAACAUAUUGGAAUUUACUAUGACAUCAGAAAAUAUAGGACAUGGCUGGCAUUAUUCUGUUUCUCUUAAUGUCAGCAAAUCCUAUCAAAUCCCUGUGAUUGAAUCCUUUCAGUAUUAUUCUUUUCUGGCUCCACAGUGGUAGAACGAGCUCACAUCAGGACAAAACACUGUACAUUGAUUGGUCAACAGAAUCAUCACUUCUUGUGCAACAAAGGACCAUGGAUGUAUAAUGCUUUCUGGAUACUGAACCCAAAGAUGGCGCCCAUUGAGUUCAUACGAAUUGUUCACCUGUCUUGUUAAACAGCAAAGGGCUAAACACACAAAUAUGUUUUAAAUAUCCCAUUGAUUGUGACGGAGCUAUAAACACUCAACGCAAAUAAUUUUUAUUUAAUUUUGGAAAUGUUGUGGGAAGUUAUAUUCUCGCUAUUUUGUUUCAUGUUUCAAAAUGCAUUUUCCAAACGGUCCGAAUGUGUCACAGUGUCGUGUGUAUCUGUUCCAACGACAAUCAAUGAGAAGAAAGAACCCAAAACUUUUGAUGUCCUCCAUUGUGUU